AUGCGUGAGUCUUCCUGUAUAAUGAGAAUUUCAUUUACUGACACCUGUCACAGAUGUGGCGCUGUAGUUCGAGGACUAGGAGGAAAUCAGGUUGGACAGCGCAUAGCUCGAUGCCACUACGUGGUCACAUUCGUGGAAGAAUACAAUUCACGGCUGCAUAGCGCAAGGGACAAAUAUUGGGAUGCAGUGACCGAAACGUGGUGCGUAGAUGGUCGCAUGAAGUGGUAUAUCGAGAAGGGAAAGCCUAUAUCCGAAGACGAACCGAUCAGAAUGAGCUGGCACCAGCACGUCUCGAAGUCUAGAAGUCUUCGAGGUCUGCACCUUGAAGGCAGACCUCAGCGCAAUACCACCGUCCUUAUUCCACAGUUGCACCAAUUCCUUGGGGCAGAUAUAUUACGAUGUUGCUUUCGAGAUUGCCAUGACGUCUACUUCGGCGUCUAUUUUAUUUGA
Molecule: messenger RNA, 450 nt
Organism: Aspergillus fumigatus Af293
Lineage: Eukaryota; Fungi; Ascomycota; Eurotiomycetes; Eurotiales; Aspergillaceae
Exons: 4
Coding region: 1-450 (149 amino acids)
Source: RefSeq, a predicted model, not a curated record